Messenger RNA from Benincasa hispida (wax gourd), 2266 nucleotides. The record is from RefSeq and is a predicted model, not a curated record. NCBI's taxonomy places the organism in Eukaryota, Viridiplantae, Streptophyta, Magnoliopsida, Cucurbitales, Cucurbitaceae.
UCUAAAGAGUUGAGACAAACCACUUCCACACAUUAUUAUUCUCCUUUUUUCCCCCUUCCAGUUCCAACAAAAAAUUAAAAUAACUUAUUUUUCAAAUUUUAUAUAAAGGCUUUGUCAUUUUGUCUCUGAUUAAUUAAGAGGUUAAAGCAAGAAUCUUAGAUUCUUUCUUUUAAUCUUAAUUAAUAAAUUAAAGAGCCACAAAGUUUGAUUAUGGAUGUCAGCUGGCCAUGGGAUACUCCCACAUCUUCCCCUACUUUACCUCUGUAUUGACUUUUCCCUUUGGCCUUUUUCUUCUCUUUUCUUUUUCUUUUUCUUCCCAUUUUCCUCUCUAGUUUCUUCAUCAUUAUCUAUUUUUGCAUGCCAAGCAAAAUUCAUCCCUCAAAUCAUGCAUUUCCUCCCUAAUUAUAGGUUUCUUUAGCUCAUUUCCAUGCAUUUCCCAUUGUUCUUCUCAUCUUCCAUCUUUCUCUCUCUCUCUCUUUCUUUUCUCUUCUUUGAGACUUUUUUUUUUCUUUUUUUUUUUUUAAAACAAAAAAAAAAUUAUCUUGCAGCAUGAAGAAUGUCUGUUGGCCCUACUUUGAUCCUGAUUUUGAUACUCUUCCUGAGAGGAUAAAUGGCCCAACUUGCAGGGUCUGCAUUGACAAUGAAAGCAUGGAGGAUUGCACCAUUGUUAAGGUGGAUAGCUUGAACAAACAAGGUCUCCUCCUUGAAGUGGUUCAGAUUUUAACAGAUUUGAACCUUUCAAUCUCAAAAAGCUAUAUUUCUUGUGAUGCAGGCUGGUUCAUGGAUGUUUUUCAUGUAAAAGAUGAGAAUAGCCACAAACUUACCGACCAGAAAGUCAUCAACUCGAUCCAACAGGCAAUUGGAACAACCAAAGGACCUGAUAACUCGGCCAAAACCAGACGCUAUGCUAACAAACUUCUGGAAUCUGAUAACUCCGGCGAGCAUACGGCCAUCGAAAUGACUGGCACCGAUCGGCCCGGUCUCUUCUCCGAGAUAUCUGCUGCAUUGGCUGACCUCCAUUGCAACGUUGUGGAAGCUCAUGCUUGGAGCCACAAUGCUCGUUUGGCCUGCAUUGCUUACAUUUCGGACCAAUCUACAGAUAGUCCUAUCGAGGAUCCCAACCGGCUUGCCAGCAUUGAGGAGCAUCUCUCCACUGUCCUCAGGGCGGCAACCGCCCCUCCGAUCACCAGUUGGACGCAUACCCUGCAACAAGAAGUGAAGAUAUCAGCCACCAUAACAACCAACGUGGAGCGGCGGCUGCACCAACUCUUGCUCUCAGUUAAAGAUUAUGAUUGGACCUCUGAAUCCAUUUCAAAGAGACCCAAAAGCAAUGAAGAGUGGAGGAAGACAACGGUGGGGAUUGAAAGCUGUGAUCAGAAAGGAUACUCCAUUGUCAGCAUCGAGUGCAAGGAUCGGCCGAGGCUUAUGUUUGACACAGUUUGUACUCUUACUGAUAUGCAAUAUGUAAUCUUCCAUGCUUCCAUUAGCUCCAAGGGAGGUUAUGCUUUUCAGGAGUAUUUUAUAAGACAUGUGAAUGGGUACCCCUUGAACUCAGAGAAUGACAAGCAUAGGGUGAUAAAAUGCUUAGAGGCAGCCAUUGAACGUCGUGUUUGCGAGGGAGUGAGGCUGGAGUUAUGUGCAAACAACAGGGCGGGAUUGCUAUCAGAUAUAACAAGGGUUCUGCGGGAAAAUGGGCUGAAUGUGGUGAGAGCAGACAUAGCAACACAGGGAGAGAAGGCCAUUAAUGCAUUUUAUGUCAAAGAUAUUUCAGGCAAAGAAGUAGACAUGGAGAUGGUGGAGUCCGUGAAGAAGGAAAUUGGCCCCAUUGUCCUUCGAGUCAAGAACGAGACAAGCCCUCCAUCGACGCCUCAAAUUACCAGGUCUCGUUUCUCCUUCAGCGACAUGGUCAAGUCUCAGCUCGAGCGCCUCUCUCACAACUUCAUUGCCAUCAGGCAUUGACUCUGUCUUUAUCCUGGCAACAAUUUAAAGGGAUUGCAACAUAAAACAGAAGAACGAGAAAAAAAAAAUGGAUCAGUUAGAUGUUUAUAUGUGUAUGAUAUUGAGUUGACAUAGAAUUGGCUGUAAAUAGUAUGGGGUUUGGCAAAAUGAGAAGAUUGUGUGGCAGAUGUUAGAUGCAAAUGUGCUGUGGAGUAUAGAUUUGGAUGCACAUUCAUAAUAAUGAUGCAAAGAAAUGAUUCUUUUGUAUAGCAUGGUGAUUUAUUGAAUGAAAUGAAAGGCUUCCAUGAGCCUAAACCUUUGAAUUUAG